This is a messenger RNA of Cyprinus carpio (common carp), 2738 nucleotides long. RefSeq names its product T-cell activation Rho GTPase-activating protein-like. The coding region runs from base 521 to 2380 and encodes 619 amino acids. The record is from RefSeq and is a predicted model, not a curated record. Gene Ontology annotation, molecular function: GTPase activator activity. The transcript is spliced from 10 exons. Gene Ontology annotation, biological process: signal transduction; regulation of Rho protein signal transduction. Lineage: Eukaryota; Metazoa; Chordata; Actinopteri; Cypriniformes; Cyprinidae.
AGCUGUUAAUGAAUGCUGCCUAAAGGAAAUAAUCUCUGUUGUUUAUGACUUCACUUCCAUGUCUGUUUUAUUCUAAUAAAUGUUUUUGGGUCUGUUGAUCACGUUAAUUUGAUAUGAACUUUCUCUUAUUGCCAUAUACGCUGUCAUCCGCGUGCUACUUGCUGCGUUCAUGCUCACAUGAGUGACGUAUAUAUCACACUUUCCACCCUCGGCCACAACAGCUUGCCAUUUGUAGCUAAAAAGGUGUUGAUGGUGGGAGCCCGUGAUGCUGCUUCCUGUCUCCAUUGCACAUCAGAAUUUCCCCUCUGCCCGCCCACUUUCAUUUUGUACAGAGCCUGGGCUGUUUCACUUCAGUCUGUCCGAGUCUCUUGAUAGAGUCUGUUCUGCUCCUGAGUCAGUGUAGACUGUUGUUUUUUCCAGCCACCCACACCGUUGGACCCCCGACCGAAUGUUUUAGAGUGCGAUCAGGUAAUCUGACCAAGAGGACUGCAUCUAUUGGUCAUCACAACACAGCAAGCCUAUGAAGGUGCUGAGUGAUCCCGGCGUGUCUGUUGUCAAAUCGUUGACCCAAAGCAGCAUGGACGUAAUCAGCAUGCCAGCCAAAGAUGUUCCAGGGAAUACGGUACUCUUCCUUAGUCAGCAGACUAAAGCCAAUCUGUCCGGCAUCUCCCACACUGCAGGAAACAUCAACCAAAGGCGCUGGAAGAGCUUCUUCCGUCAAGUACAGAAAAAGAACAUGGAACAUCCCAAAAACACACUGUUCGGGCGACCCUUGUCUGAAGUCUGUCAAAAAGAUGGGUGUCCUCCCAAAGCAAUUAUGGAUGUCUUUUCAUUGCUGCUGAGAAAGGGUCUGUGCACUGAGGGGUUGUUCAGGAGGGCCGGGAAUGCCAGGGCUCUCAGAGAGAUCAAGGCGCAGCUCAACGAUGGGAUAGAAGUGGAUCUGAAAGAGCAGUCAGUCAUUUUGCUUGCUGAUCUUGUCAAGGAUUUUCUUAGACAACUGCCUGGCUGUUUGCUAAUGGUGGAGAAGUACAAAUCCUGGAUGACUGCAAUGGAAAAGGAAGGUCAAGAGCAGAAGUGUGCUGACCUUAAAAUGGUGAUCAACACACUUCCUGAGCCGAAUAUUCAGCUCUUGAAGCACUUUAUGGUUCUGCUCUACCAAAUAAGUGAGAAUGCAGACACAAACAAGAUGAGUUCCACCAAUCUGGCUACAUGUGUUUCCCCCAACUUGCUCCAAACAGACAACAUGGAAAAGAUGGAAGAGGUGACGAAACUGACUGAGUUUCUCAUUGACAACUGCCCUCAAAUAUUUGGUGAGGAUGCACUGACACUCUUUGGGGACUCUGAUGAAGAUGAACUCAGCGAUAAUCAAGACUCUUUUUCUUCGCACCGUCAUGACUCUGCAUACGACAGUAAUGACCCUGAUGAUGACAGUGACUCUAUCAAAUCCGGCACUGAAGAGAAAUCGCAGGAACAUUCCAGCGCAGAGGAGCUUUGGACCAAAAAACUGACUCGCAGACGUUCAGAACCAGUAAUCAACCUCCGAAAGGGAGUUCAGCAGCACCUUGCCCUCUCCAGGAGCCAGACGGAAAUGGACUUUUAUGACAAACUCUUAACAAAGCAGAUCUCUGAUGACUGUAUUGUGGUUAGAGCAAGCAACAGCUUGGGGAAGAGCUAUGGGGCCAGGACAUCCUCUAAAGACUGCUCGUAUUGCUCUUCAGGUUCUCUUGAGAGUUGUUUCUCCAGCGCUUCGGAGAGCUCUAUCCAUAACAGUCCUCUUUUUGCACCUUUAUGCACUCAGAGAAAAGCCCUUCAACGCAAACAUUCCUUCCCCACCCGCCAAUCGGCACCUGCACCCAAUCGCUCAGAGACCCCCAAAAGACGCUCGCAAUCCAUGAAGAGUGCACACAUCAGAAGCAGGACUGUCUUCGGUCGAAGUGGCUCCACCAAACGGGCCAUUGAUAGAGCCCUACGCCACAGCCAGACCCUACCUGAGGUACUGAAUCCUCAACCGGAGCCGAGACGCUUGUCUAGCAAGGAGGUUUUUCAGCAGGUGGACAGCAGGAUACCAAGCGAUCCUCCAAGUUAUCAGCAAGCCGUUCAGCACAAUUCCCACAUCGCUCUCUCGAGCCGUAGAUCAUUGACUGUACAGGAUGCCAGAUGUCUGUCAAAGCAAACGUGCAGCCAUUCAAGAUCUUCAAGUGAAGAGACAUUGGAAUUGUCUUCUGGGAAUGAACAUUUCGAUAUCCACAACAGAGACAAGAAAACGACACGUUGUGAUAGUACGAGUGGAUUGAGACGGAGGACCACAUCUGAACCUGGGUAUGAAGCAUCAAUGCCAGUUUGGUGCAAUCAGGAAGACCUCAGAGAGACAUAUGUCUGAUGUACUCUUCAUUUUUAUUAUUGUUGCUACUUUUUGGUGGAGGGAAAAUGUCUUUUGCAUAUGACCUCAUAAUGAGGCGUUAACAUUUCAGGGCUUCAAGUACAAUUCAGUUUUGCUGAAUAUGUUGAAUUUUAUUCUUUAUUUUUGUCCAGUCUUUUGUGACAAUGUGUUUAUGCCCUCUGUGCUUUGAUUCUAUAGCACCCCAAAACCAAAAAUGCAACUGAAAGGCACUUUAAGGAAAUUUCACUACACAGAUUUUAAGUUUUUGUGCAAUGUUUGCAGAACUAAUGUACAUGCUUAAAAACAAUGUAAAUCAUAUGUAUGUCUUCUCAUGAAAUAAAGACAACAUAAAGCUAAA